AUGCCCGAAAUUUUCUCGCCUGCGACCGAUCGGCAGAAGCGAGGCAAGCGCGCGCGCAUACGCUGGUUUCUCGCACUCACGCUGCACCGAAAUCCCAACCUCGUCGCGCUACGCAAGCGCCACCUGGGGGAGUUGCGCUACCGAUGCGCCAUGGAGGAAGCGAUGAACAUGUGUCUCAUGGUUGGUAACUCGAUAGCUAUCUGCAUUACAUUCCUCAUGAUGUUGCAUUUCCUUGCUUCCUAUCGCAACGACCUGCUCCAGCUCUACAGGGGGCGCUACAAUCACCUAGCCAAGCUAAACAACGUCUCCUUCAUGGCGGCGAGUUUGAGAGUAAAUGGCUACCAGGUGGCGUACGGUACAUGGGGCUUUGCGAUACAGUCCUUCCUGAUCGGUGUAACUCUGUUCCUACUCUGUGAGAUUGUCAUAUUUGUAAAGAACUACGGCACGGGACUGUUCCUGCUGAAGACGAUGGGAAAUGUCGGGUAA
Priapulus caudatus is the source of this 486-nucleotide messenger RNA. RefSeq lists its product as uncharacterized. The record is from RefSeq and is a predicted model, not a curated record. Bases 1 to 486 code for a protein of 161 amino acids. NCBI's taxonomy places the organism in Eukaryota, Metazoa, Priapulida, Priapulimorpha, Priapulimorphida, Priapulidae. Gene Ontology annotation, molecular function: retinol transmembrane transporter activity; signaling receptor activity. The transcript has 5 exons.